GCUCUUCCCCAGCUCCAUGUCUCCGCUGAGCUCCGCCGCGCCGUCGAGGCCCGCUCCCGAGAUGAGCGCCGCCCGGAAACCCAGCGAGCUGCGCAAGAGCCUCAAGCCGCUGAUGGAGAAGCGCCGCCGGGCGCGCAUCAACGACAGCCUCAACCAGCUCAAGACCCUGAUUCUACCGCUCAUCGGCAAAGACAGUUCCCGCUUUUCCAAGCUGGAGAAGGCCGACAUCUUAGAGAUGACCGUCCACUUCCUCAAGGAGCUUCCAGACCCCCGUGCCUCAGUCCCAGACUCUGCCGACAGUUACUGUGAAGGCUACCACGCCUGCCUGUCCCGGCUCACGACGCUCCUGCCCAAAUACAACCUCUUGAGCCCAGAUGCCUGCAGCAGCCUCCUCGGGCAUCUCCAGGGUCUCAGCGAAGAGCGUGCCUGGCCCUGCGACCGCCCAAAGGACUGGGCCCAAGCAGGGUGGGCGUCCUUGCGCCCGGCCAGGGUGGACCAGGAAGAAGCCUUUUCUGCACACUCCCCCGAGCUGCCUCCUCCAUCCCUCUGGAGGCCCUGGUAG
Messenger RNA from Elgaria multicarinata webbii, 562 nucleotides. Its product is annotated as transcription factor HES-2-like. The coding region runs from base 17 to 562 and encodes 181 amino acids. Gene Ontology annotation, molecular function: DNA-binding transcription factor activity, RNA polymerase II-specific; RNA polymerase II cis-regulatory region sequence-specific DNA binding; protein dimerization activity. The transcript has 4 exons. Gene Ontology annotation, cellular component: nucleus. Gene Ontology annotation, biological process: regulation of transcription by RNA polymerase II; regulation of neurogenesis; anterior/posterior pattern specification. The record is from RefSeq and is a predicted model, not a curated record. NCBI's taxonomy places the organism in Eukaryota, Metazoa, Chordata, Lepidosauria, Squamata, Anguidae.